This is a messenger RNA of Fimicolochytrium jonesii, 1884 nucleotides long. Its product is annotated as chaperonin 10-like protein. Bases 198 to 1589 code for a protein of 463 amino acids. Gene Ontology annotation, molecular function: oxidoreductase activity; zinc ion binding. The record is from RefSeq and is a predicted model, not a curated record. NCBI's taxonomy places the organism in Eukaryota, Fungi, Chytridiomycota, Chytridiomycetes, Spizellomycetales, Powellomycetaceae. The transcript is spliced from 6 exons.
CAUUUGUGGCCUUUUCCCCACGCGCCGCCUCCGCUCCCUAAACAUCCACCGCUCGACCAUGACCACAUCGCACCCACAUCUCACAGGUCUCUUGGGUACAUAAACACUCAAGAGCAACCACCCUGCCGCCCGCCCCAUCACUGCUCCUUAUCGCAAACCCACCGCUUCUAUCUCAACCCGUCGUUGCAUAGCUCAAAAUGAACGCACUAGCAAGUCUCAUCGACAAGACCCUCAAGACCCCCAGCGGCCUCGACACAACCUCGGGUGCAAACCCGUCCAACAACCCCGACCUUCUGGCCGACCCGUCUGGCGAAAAGAUGAAGGCCCUCAUCUGGCAUGCCAAAAACGACGUGCGCGUGGGUGAGGCUCUCAAGCCCAAACUAGUUGACGAUCACGACAUUAUUUUGCGAAUCACUGGGUCGACCGUCUGCGGUUCCGACAUGCACCUUCUGCACGGCGCCAUCCUCGAGAUGCAGUCGGGCGAUAUCCUAGGACACGAGGGGAUGGGCGUGGUCGAGGCGGUCGGCUCGGCAGUGACGAAACUGAAGGUCGGCGACAGGGUGGUUGCGGGAUUCAACGUGGCGUGCGGAACGUGCUUCAUGUGCCGGCAGAAGCUGUCAUCGGCUUGCGUUAGGACAAACGACUCGGCGUUGAUGAAUUCCAUGUACGGGCAUAGGUCCUGCGGAAUGCUGGGAUACUCGCAUUUCACUGGGGGUUUCGCUGGAUGUCAAUCUGAGUACACGCGCAUUCCGCAUGGAGACGCGAACUGCAUCAAAGUGCCGGACUCUGUCCCAGACGAGGAAGCGCUCUACAUCUCCGAUAUCCUGGUCACCUCAUUCCACCAAGUGUCAGACGCGGGUGUGAAGGAAAAUGACAUUGUCGGGAUCUGGGGCUGUGGCGCAAUUGGCAUAAUGGGAGCCGUCUGGUCAGCGAUUCGGGGCGCGAAACACAUCAUCGUGAUUGACAACGUGCAGUGGCGGCUGGAUCACGUCGUGAAAGUGAUCAAACGGGACUAUCCGACCGUUCGCAUUGAAUCCAUCAACUUCGAUGAGCACAAGGGGGUGCAGGCGCGGAUUGUCGAACUCACGAAACCGGGGGUUGACGGACGCGACCCGACUCGUCCUGCCGGUCUGGAUGUUGCGCUCGAGUGCGCUGCUGGUGAAUACGCAAAGGGGUUUGCGCACAAGGCGGAGAUCGCGCUCGGGCUCGAGACGGACAGCUCGGAGAAUUUGAAUGAGAUGAUCACAAGCACCAUCUCCUACGGCACCGUCGCCCUUACCGGCGUUUACGGAGGGUUCACAAACCACCUGAACAUUGGCAGCCUCAUGCAGCGCGGAAUCCGGUUCAUCGGAAACGGGCAGUGCCCGACGCACAAGUACAUGCAGCAUGUCAUGGACGAGUACAUUGUCACUGGCAAGGUCAAGCCGACGCAACUGUUCGUUUCUCAUCGGAUCAACAUUGACGACAUUGCAAAGGCGUACUACAAGUUUGACAACCAUGACUCGGACCUGAAGAUUAUCAAACCGUUCGUAGCCACAAGGUUCUCCAACCCGCCUUCGCCUGGCGCGCCGCAGCUCACGGUCCUGUAGAAAAGACGUGUAUAUAGGGUUAUAUGAGACGUUUGUAUGUAGCUGUAUCUUUUGCAUUGCGUUCUUUUUGGCGAGUGUUCUGGUCAUGAUUGUCGGCUAUACGCCAUCCGGGCGAGGGUCUCUAACGAAUUUGGUGUUGUAAAACAACCUGUUUCAGCCACAGCUUCCUUUUAUAGUACCGUACCCCUUUUUCUCUCUGCAGUUAGAAAGCUGGUGUGUGCAGACCGUCCGAUCGAAUGUCUAUAAAACGAGUGGUGUGUGUGAAGGGGAAUAAAAAGUAACGAGUUCCACAACA